Molecule: messenger RNA, 756 nt
Organism: Trametes versicolor FP-101664 SS1
Lineage: Eukaryota; Fungi; Basidiomycota; Agaricomycetes; Polyporales; Polyporaceae
Product: HET-domain-containing protein
Exons: 1
Source: RefSeq, a predicted model, not a curated record
AUGUGGCUCUUGAACACGAGGACGUACGAGCUCCAAAACUUCGUCUCUGGCCGAAUCCCCCCGUAUGCGAUCCUCUCUCACCGCUGGGGCCGAAGUGAGGUGUCGUUCGCAGACAUGCAGGACCUAAGCGUGGCGCAGGAGAAGCGCGGAUGGGAGAAGGUGGAGAAGGCGUGCUGGUGCGCCUUGAACACAUUCAACUGCUCCUGGAUUUGGGACGACACUUGCUGCAUCGACAAGUCGAGCAGCGCAGAGCUCUCGGAAGCCAUCAACUCCAUGUAUGCCUGGUACGAGGCCGCGAGCAUCUGCAUCGCGUACCUGCACGAUGUCGAGGAUUGGGACGAGGAUUUCCCAGAAGGUGCUUUGGCAUCGUUCCGCGAAAGCCGCUGGUUCACGCGCGGGUGGACCAUCCAAGAGCUCAUCGCACCGCUCAAAUUGGUUUUCUAUUCGACGUCCUGGAUAGAGCUGGGAACUCGGAUGGACUGGGCGACCGUGUUGGAGGACAUCACGGGCAUCGAUGCAAACGUUCUCAAUCGCCACGGCACGGACCCCGAAGAACCGCUCUCCAGAAAAAGCGUGGCUGAACGGAUGUCGUGGGCGUCGAGGAGGGAGACAACCCGGGAGGAGGAUAUGGCAUACUGCCUGAUGGGAGUCUUCAACGUCCACAUGCCACCGAUCUACGGUGAGGGUGGUGAAGGUGCAUUUCGCCGCCUGCAGUUGGAGAUCAUGCAACGCACCAACGAUCGCAGCAUCCUGGCU